AUCGUGAGGACAUGCGCGUUGUGCACAUGCACAGAGGAGGUCUACAGAGUAACACAUUAAGCUCAGACGCUUUCUGUCGACUCCAUGAUAACUCCAUUGAGGCGCUCUCCCAUCAGCAGCAUAACACGGAAAAGUAAACAGGAUUUUUUUUAACCCCCCUGCCGCUCGUUGCCGAAAUCAAAACAUAUCAAGUGGAUGAUUUUGUUGCGUUCAAGCCUUUACUUUUGGCUCCUCUGUAUUGAUAUGAUAUUUUUUUUCUGAUCGUCGAUCGUCCCUGCCGCCACCCUGAAGUUCAUUGUGAUCAUUUUGGCCGCCGGCAUGGUGGCUUUCAUCGGCGCCGUUAUUUGCAUCAUCGCAGCCGUCCAUACUGGAACUACCAAGGCGGCACGACAGCAACCGGCUGCCGACAAUCGCUCGUUGUACCCGGCCAGUGCGACGCAGCCCCCCGUUACCAGGGGCUCGGCGGCCAGGGCUGGAAGCCUGGGUGCUCUCCAUGGUUCUGAAGUACCAGAAUCUGAGGCACCGACCUUUCACGUCGGACUCGGUGGUCAGGACGGGGUCACUGGACUGAUUGGCCACGACCCAACAGUCAGUCGGCUCAUAUGCACCCCGAUCCCCGCCGGAGAGUGCAACCUGAAAAACUUUCAGCAACAAGCGGAUGACCCGUCGCUAUACGCGGGAGAGGAUUGGGGGCACCUCCGCACAACGGCGGACGAGCUCCGGCAGACCGUCCGGCAACAAAAGGAGCAAAUACAAACGGACCAGCGGACCAUCAGGGAACUGACAAGCAAACUAUCCGAAUGCGAGAAGGGGCUGAAGGUACGAAGUGGCGUCGCCGACAGACGAGGGGGAGCUGCGGGCAUAUGGGGAGAGGGAGCGCACCUGGAGCGGGUCAUGGUGCGGGACAGCCCCGGGUCUGCGCCUGACCACGUGCUCACGAUACGGGCUGUGGAUGAGCUGGAGCAAGCUAUCAGUCAUCUUAAAGACCGCAUUGAGAGACUGGAGGCAGAUAUCAAUCUGUUCCCUCACAACCAGACAGAUAUCAACACCUCUUCAGUUGUGGAGGAUGGCAGGAAAUCUGGUGGCCCAGAAAUACUGACUGGGAACAAAGCUGGGGCAGAAAGGCCUUGGAGGAUGGAGGAUUUGGAAGGGGAGCUUGAAAGGAAGGUGGAGCUGUUGGAAAAAGAGAGAAAAUCCUUGAGGCUGGAAACUGAAAGACACAGACAGGAAAUGGAUCAGGGAAUCAACAAGCUACACCACCGACUCUCAGAACUGGAGCAAGCUAAUUCUUUUCCAGAGGGCUACAGACUGUCUUUCCCAUCUCGUACAAACUACAUGUACGCUGUGGUGAAACAUUCCAUACCAAAGUUAUUGGCCUUUACCGUCUGCCUGUGGCUCCGGCCAACAGAAGGAGGCAUUGGAACUCCUAUCUCUUAUGCUGUUCCUGAGCAACCCAAUGAACUGGUAUUACUCCAAGGCCUUCAUACGCCCACUGAGCUGCUCAUCAAUGACAAGGUGGCACGGUUACCUCUGAACCUUUCUAGAGGAAAUUGGCAGCACAUUUGUGUGAGCUGGACCCAGAGUGGAGGAGAUUGGCAGGCCUACCAAGGGGGAAAGCUGAGGGGACAAGGCCACGGACUGGCAGCCGGUCAUGACAUUAGACCUGGAGGAGUAUUAAUCCUAGGUCAAGAGCAGGAUUCCCUAGGUGGUGGCUUUGACUCAACUCAAGCUUUAGUUGGAGAGUUGUCCCAGAUGGGUCUUUGGGACCGAGUCCUGUCUGCGGACCAGGUGGCCAGCUUGGCUCGUUGUGGAAUGGUGACCCAGGGCAGUGUGGCUUCUUGGACUGAGCGUGGAGUGGAGAUAUAUGGUGGAGCUACCAAGAACCCAGGGGAGCCUUGCAGUAAACACAGCCAGAGCUCAAAGUGACAGAUGGAACAUUAGAGGAAAAAGAGGGAAGCAGGAAGGCAGAAAUUUCUGCUUUUUUAAAACAAAAAGUUAUUCCAUCUGUUUAUUGUUGUUAUAACUCUCUGUGGCACUGAACAUUUUCAUGAUGAAGUUAACAAGCAUCCUUUGCAGUAAUACAAAAUAUGGACAAAAUGGGACACUUAACCGUAAAACAUAAAAUACAAGGUUGGUCUCCAAUUUCCACAAUAUGGAAACACAGUCUUCAAGAUUUAAGAAUGUGUAAGGAUAUCAUGAAAACCAUUAUAAAUAACAUAGAACAGAGGAAAGAACCCUUUCCCUAAGCUGAUACAAAAAUAUCUCCAAAUUGACUAGCUGAAAGCUCGAGAUUCAGGAGGAAAUAAAUGACCAACAGUGGAUAUGAAAAGUCUAUAAAAGUCUUGUUCAAAUGACAGUUUUUUGUGAUGUAAAAAUGAAGAUCAAAAUAAUAUUGUGUCAAAUUGUUUUGACAUCACAUUUUAUCAAAUGACAUCAAAAUUUAACAAAAGCUUCCCCGUACAUUUUCAAUGGCCCUAUUCAUUUCCAAUGUCACACUCAACUUCACAAAAACGUGUACAUUCACUCAUAUUGAUGAAGCCUUCUACGAAUGGCCUCAAAAUUAACUGGAAGUAAUGACUCGAAAAUGCCUUAAAAUAAUCAGAAAAUGACCCAAAACAACAGAAAGUGACUCGUACUAAGUGCCCAGAAACCAACAGAAGUGACCCAAAACCAAGUGACCUGGAAAUACUCUAAAAUCAACUGGAUUGGACCAAUGAACAAUAAGUGACCCAAAAAUGCCCUAAAAAUCAGCAGAAAAUUAUCCAAAAUGCACAGCAAUGGUGUACCGCACGCUACACGUCACUUCCGCUCAUUAAUAUUCAUGAUGUUAGCAAAUGUUGCUAAGGGCGGGCACAUGCUACCGUUUGUACCCAAUGGUAAAUGAAUGGAAAUAGUGUACGAAGGAGAUGUUUACAGAGCUAAACCUACCAAUCUGAAAAUGAUGUCCCUGGUGCCAAAUUAAGAUGUGAAAGAACAUACCGUAUUGGCCCGAAUAUAAGACGACCCCGAUUAUAUACUUUUACAAGACUCAAGUUUGAAAAAAGACUUUUUGAACACCAAAUUAAUUUUUAUACAGACAAUAAUUACAGUACAUCCGAAACAAAUUAUUAUGACAAUAUAUUAGAGAGAAAAAGCAUGUUAUUUUGCCUCAUUCAAAUCUUAAAAUCUGAACAUUUAAAUCUGUAAAAUAAAGUGCAAUCACAUUCGUAAAUUAAUGGCUUCUGGUUUUUGAAAUGUAAAUAAACCAAUCUAUUGUGAUAAAACAACAAAAUUGCAAUAACUGCAUUAACCAUCAAAGUGAAGUCUAACUGUAACUGUAGUCUUGAAACAAAUCUGAAUAAGGAAAAACAAUAAUAUAAAGCAAUAAAGCAAUAAAAUAAUGCAAACUGGUUAAACUUGAGAGUAGCUGAGAUCUGUCAUGACAGAACAUCGCUUCAAUGAUAUCUGACGCCAUCUAGCGUCGUGAAUGGGUAUAAUGUCUAGACCGCGUAUUUAAGACGACCCCUUCUUUUUCAGUCUUAUUUCAAUGCAAAAAAACACCGUCUUAUAUUCGGGCCAAUACGGUACAAAUGUUCAGUUAAAGAGAUGGCUUGAGUGUCAAGGGCUGAAAAAGAGCAGAGAUGAUCCGCACCUUUGUCCUUACGCCACUGUCAAUGACGUUCUCCUUUUCCAACAAGUUAUCCUUUACUCCCGUAUGCCCUGUCUUUCUUAUAUAUUAUAUCCUCUGGUUGUCUUACGUCUCUGACCGUUCUUGGGGGUAAUUUGUCUUGUUACUUUUGUGUAGCGAUCGCAAAUGCUACUCAGUGACAGAGAACGAACAUUUUUAAUUUUUUCAUUAAUAACAAAUCUUAAUUCUAUUAAUUUAUUUACACUUCCCCCUUACUAAAGUUGUUUCUUUACAACAGAAAAAGUAACAACUGUGGCAGUCAGAUACCACUUACGGUGGCAGUCAGUUACCACUUUAAUUUUUUUCAGGUCAUUCAUUGUCAGACAGAAGCAGCACGGCAAAACGUCACACUGAAAAAUAAGUAAAAAUAUCAAAAUGGGAAAUGUCCCUGAGUUGAUUUGAACCACCAGCCAACAAAUUUUUUACUGCAUAUGAAGGUGAAUAACUUCACCUUGCUGGCGUUAAACUGGACAUCCGCACAAGCUGAUCCAUUGUUCACAUUUUUUCCUUUGAGUCUUUGGUUUUAGGAAACGUAUGAAGAAAACAUCUCUCAUAUGAGGAUGGUCGUAAUGUCUAGAGUCGUUUCUACAAGUUCCAUAGUAGCAGUGUUUGAUCGGCAUGUUCAUUUUUGAAAGAUUACCGGACAAAACUAGCAGAAAUAUAAUGGUUUGUAUGCGAGGGCGUGUCUUUAUUGUCCCGCUUCCGCUUUACGAUGCGACGCCACGGUCUAAAAAUAGCAUUCGUGCGGUACACUAUUGACCAGCGGACUGCCCAAAAAUAUACAGGAAGUUUCUCAAAAUCAACAGGAAGGGACUUGCAAGUACUCUAAAAUUAACAAGGAAGUGACCCAAAAUUAACUCAUUGAAUACUACAUGAUAGACAUUAAAGUAUUUAAAUGUGACCAAUGCAUAGGGAGUGAUCAGGAAAUGCCCCGAAUUCAACAGAAAAUGAUCUAAAAUCUACAUAUAGUCACCCCGGAAUGACCCAAAGUGUACGAAGCGUAAGUACCCUAAAAUUAGCAAUGAAGUGCACCAAAUCCCAAGCUGUGCAAUCGAUUUGGACUGAGGGAGGCGUCCCCCAAGUGAAAAUUAAUUGAACGUCUAGCGUCGUCAGUGACAGCCAAUUGGUUACCAAGUAAGAUACCUGAAAAUGCCCCAAAAUUUAAUGGGAAGUGACCAAAAAAUCUACAGGAAGUGACCAGUGGGAGAGCACAGUAACCCCACGCAAUCUUAUUCAGAAAUAGCAUUUUCUAUGUAAUAUUAGUAAUAGUAAUAGUAGUAGCAGUAGUAGUGGUGGUGGUCCCCGCGGCUCUGAUAAGGGUAAGUGGAGUUGAAAAUGGGUGCAUAUUAGUAAUUUGUAAGAGGAUAUAAAAAAAAAUGUUUAUUUUGCUAUGAUCACAUUAAACAAAAACUGCAUAUUUGAACAAGGAUAUAUUGACUUUUUAUAUUCAUUGAAACCUAAACACUGCAUGAUUAUGACAUUAAACAAAAGUUACGUCCCAGAUUAGAUAUGUGAAUCACUGUUUGAUGAUUCAUCCACCAUUCAUGAAUGUUGUAAUAAAAUGUAAUUUGGUAUUUUCCCCCAGCCGGCAGACUGCGUAAAAAGGAUAUUUUUCUAAAUGUAGUGAACUUGAGUAAUAUCUGAUUAAAUUGUGUGAUGUUAUAUUUGAAAAAACAAACAUUUCAGAAGAAUUUCCUGAUGCAAACUAGCAAUCUUUAAAUGCCGCUUGAAAUAUUUUACUGUUAACUACAAACUGAGACGUUUAUGUCAUUAUUACAGAACUAAGAGAUGUUAUCAGUCAAGGUGAAAUGAUGUGAAAUUGUAAAAAGAUGGGUCGGGAAUGACAAUAAGCUGAAGCCAGCAGGGUGAUGAAAGACAAGGAAAAGCAACGCUUUUCUACUUAACUCUUUCACUGCCGUUGGUGAUGAUAGACGUCUAAUAAUGUGGCGAUUAAAAACUAAAGUAAAACUCUUUGAUUGGCAGCAAAUGAACGUUUGUUCACUGAACCCUUCCACUUUAAAUGGAUUGUCUAUUGGUAUCAAUGGAAGUCAAUGAGUAUAUAUAUAUUUUUUGUUUUAACCCUUUUUUUUCUCUGAGAUUGUAUUGUAUGGAACAGUUCGAGCUGCAUGUUGUAUUCAUACUUGUUAUGUCUUGCAAGUACAAUGUGUUCAUUUUAAGCUUCACAAUUAAGGAAAUCAAUUAAGCUUGUGGUGGAAUUCAGGCUCUUUAGAUGGCUGAAUGAGAUGCUUAAAUUGCUAAUGUUACCUGUCUUUACAGUAUGUCUGCACAAAUGCACAUUUUUUCUUUUCAGUUGUACUUUUCAACAUUCUGUGCAAAUCCAUCUGUUGAAAAAAAAAUGUCAGUGCAUACAUUUAAUAAUUUAGUUACUUCACUGAUCAUUUAUGGUUUUCUUCAAAGUAAUCCCCAUGAGCCUAGACUUCCAAACAUUUCUUGCCUGAAGUACUAACAAAAUUAAUUAAAAGCCGGCAGAGAAAAUUCAGACGAUAAGAGCAUACAAAACUUUGGAUUCUUUUAGUGUCGAUGAUUCUAUUAGUAAUCGAGCAUGUAAAACUACAAUGAAAAAAAAAAAGCAGCAAUUACCUUAAAAUAUGAAUGAGCUUGAGACUGGCCAGAAUGCAGGGAUCUUAACUCAUUGGCUGCCAUUGACGGUGUUAUACGUCCAAUACAUUUUGACAGAGAGGGCCAGCAGCGAUUGAUCGAUCACUCCCCCAGCCCACCAGUCAAAGUUUUGCAAUGAAAACCAAAUGUUCCUUUUUUAAACUCACUGGCAGCCAUUGAUGGAGAUAGAAUUCCAAUCCAUAAGGCUAUAAGUCGCACUUUUUUCAUAGCGGCUUUUCCUCAAAUUCGACUUACAGUAUGUUUUGCUUUUAUGUUGUGUGUGUUUUGCUAUUAUUUUUUAACGUACAAUUCUUGUUCUUGGUUUCCGACAAUUUUAGAAAUUGCCCCCUAAAAUUGCGAUUUGUGCUCCAGUGUGACAUACAAUGGUAUCUCUACUUACGUACUACUUACGAAAUUAAUUGUUCCUGGAAGUAGUUUCUUUAACUGAAAAUUCCCUAAGUAGAGGUAAGUUUUCCAUGUAAAUGCCCUAUUUCGUUCCAAGCCACCCCCAAAAUUCCAACAUUAAUCUUCUAGAAAGCAUAAAAAUGCAUCAAAGCAUAUAACGAAUACUUGUUACAAUUAGAGUAUUGCACAAUAAACAUAAAAUAAGAGUUGUGCAUAAUGGAAAAAACAAGAGUAAGUAAGGAAUAUGAGUACGUAAAACUGUUGGAACACCUCAUGGCCCUGGGGGCCAAAUGACGAGGACCUUGGAAGACACACAUACACAGGCAGUAGAGGUACCGCUUAGCCUAUUGGAUGCCAGGAAGAUGCUAGGCAACAGCCAAUGGCAGAGCAGCUAUAAGUAUGUUACAGUGUAUCACAAAAGUGAGUACACCCCUCGCAUUUUUGCAGAUAUUUAAAUAUAUCUUUUCAUGAGACAACACUGACAAAAUGACACUUUGACACAAUGAAAAGAAGGCCCGCAAACAGUUUGCUGAAGACAUCUCAACAAAGCACAUGGAUUACUGGAACCAUGUCCUAUGGUCUGAUGAGACGGGCGGGCUUUCUUGUGUACCGUCUUCAGAAGAGGCUUCCUCCUGGAGUGACAGCCAUGCACACUAAUUUGAUGUAGAAUAUGGUCUGAGCACUAACAGCCUGACCCCCCACCUCUUCAAUCUCUGCAGCAAUGCUGACAGCUCUCCUGUAACGAGUCACAUAACGUUUUGGAGGGAAAAUGAAAAGCAGUACUGAAUUUCCUAUUAUAUAAGCCGCACACAGACUAUUCAUUGUGUCAAAGUGUCAUUUUGUCAGUGUUGUCCCAGGAAAAGAUAUACUUAAAUAUCUGCUAAAAUGCAAGGGCUGUACUCACUUUUGACACUGUUCAUUCAGUACACUUGCUGGUAGCUCAUAUGCGCUAGUAGCAGCUCAUACUGUAUUUUUGUCUUUCAUAUCCUGAAACUUCUUUGGUAACAAGAGGCAAUAUUUUCCCAUUGAGGUGUGAGACGUUCAUAAGUAGAGGUACCACUGUAUAUAUUUUUUCUCCUCUUCAUUAUCAUUCUUUGGCUGGUGUGACAGUGCGACUUAUAGUAUGAAAAUAUGAUAUUUUAAAAUUAAUGUCAAUCUGUUGUGAUGUGACAGAGUGACAAAAUCUCAAUACUGCCAACUAUAUUUUGUCAAUUUUUGUGUAUUUCCCAGACAUGAUGGAACUUGUUAUGUAUCUUUCCGUUGCAAAAUCCAAACUGCAAUGUAUUUUGUUCAUGUAUUUUGUCCCUGCAGAAUGUUUAUGCGAUAUGAAAAGAGAAACAUACAUACAUGCCAAAUUAUCUUGUGCCUACUAUCGUUUGUAUAGAUGCUUCCCAGUGUGCAAUAUUGACAAGACUGAUGUUUAUUCAGUUACUGUACUGUAUUUCAGAGCUUUUAGAGACCCUGUCAUAGUGUUUUGGCAUUAUUGAACUGGUUAAAAAAAAAGCCUGUUAAAUCUUUUUGGGAUGUUUUUUUGUUUGCUUUCUGUCUAAACUGUUACGUACUAUUACUGAGCACCGGUCUUGUUGUACUGCGAUGUCUGUCAUUUUAUUACAAUAAAACUACUGAUUUUCAGAAGUGAGUUUCCUUU
Messenger RNA from Corythoichthys intestinalis (scribbled pipefish), 8339 nucleotides. RefSeq names its product neuronal pentraxin-2-like. Lineage: Eukaryota; Metazoa; Chordata; Actinopteri; Syngnathiformes; Syngnathidae. The coding region runs from base 319 to 1926 and encodes 535 amino acids. The transcript is spliced from 5 exons. The record is from RefSeq and is a predicted model, not a curated record.